AUGGAUUCUCAAUCUCAAUCCAUUCCUUCUUCUUCUGGUAAUCCCUCUCAGUUAUCAUGGAUGAACUUGUCUAGGAAUUUAUUGUUAGCAUAUCAAAGCUUUGGUGUAGUGUAUGGAGAUCUAAGCACAUCACCUCUCUAUGUUUAUACAAGCACAUUUAAAGGAAAGUUAAAGGAUCACCACGAUGAAGAAACUAUCUUCGGUGUUUUUUCAUUGAUUUUCUGGACUAUUACAUUAAUUCCUUUGCUUAAAUACGUAUUCAUCAUAUUGAGUGCCAAUGAUAAUGGUGAAGGUGGGACGUUUGCUCUCUAUUCACUGCUCUGUAGGCAUGCCAAAUUUAAUUUGCUUCCCAAUCAACAAGCAGCCGACGAGGAGCUUUCGUCCUACAAAUACGGUCCCUCGUCGCAGACUGGAGCCUCGUCUCCGCUCAAGAUGUUUUUGGAGAAGCACAAACGGUUAAGAACAGUCCUGCUUGUUGUCGUGCUGUUUGGUGCUUGUAUGGUCAUUGGCGAUGGUGUGCUUUCACCGGCUAUUUCAGUUCUGGCAUCGGUAUCAGGGUUAAAAGUUACGAUAACGAAAUUCAAUAACGGUGAACUUGUUCUUCUAGCAUGUGUCAUAUUAGUCGGCAUGUUUGCUCUUCAACAUUGUGGAACACACAGGAUUGCGUUUAUGUUUGCACCAAUCGUAAUCAUCUGGCUUCUAUCGAUUUUUAUUAUUGGGAUCUAUAAUACGAUACUUUGGAAUCCAAAAAUAGUCUUUGCUAUCUCGCCACAUUAUAUCAUCCAGUUUUUCAUCAAGACCGGUACCGAGGGUUGGAUUUCUCUCGGAGGGAUACUUCUCUGUAUCACUGGAGCCGAAGCUAUGUUUGCAGAUCUCGGCCAUUUUACUGCUACGUCAAUAAGGCUUGCAUUUGCGGUUGUUAUAUACCCGUGUUUGGUAAUGCAAUACAUGGGCCAAGCAGCUUUUUUAUCUAAAAACCUCGACUCUAUUCAAAAUAGUUUUUACGACUCGAUACCUGAACCUGUAUUUUGGCCGGUCUUUGUUAUUGCUACGUUGGCCGCCAUUGUUGGAAGUCAAGCUUCGAUCACUGCUACUUUCUCCAUCAUCAAGCAGUGUCAUGCACUUGAUUGUUUUCCCCGCGUCAAAGUUGUUCACACCUCUAAACACAUGUUCGGACAGAUCUACAUCCCGGAAAUAAACUGGAUACUCAUGGUUCUGACUCUUGCCGUAACCAUUGGAUUUCAAGACACAACCUUAAUCGGAAAUGCUUACGGACUUGCCUGUAUGACCGUAAUGUUUGUGACUACGUUUCUGAUGGCACUAGUCAUAGUUUUCGUCUGGCAGAAAAGCUUCGUGAUUGCCGCACUAUUCCUUUUGUUCUUUUGGGUGAUAGAAGCCGUAUAUCUAUCGGCAGCGUUCCUAAAAGUGCACCAGGGAGGAUGGGUUCCGCUUGUCCUGUCGUUCUUCUUUUUGGUCGUUAUGUAUGUAUGGCAUUACGGUAUUCGUAGGAAGUACAAAUACGAUCUACACAACAAAGUUUCGUUGAAAUGGUUACUAGGUUUGGGACCUAGUCUCGGAAUUGUCCGUGUCCCAGGAAUCGGUCUCAUCUACUCGGAACUUGCAACGGGAAUACCAGCGAUAUUCACCCAUUUCGUAACUAACCUCCCUGCAUUUCACAAGGUUUUGGUUUUCGUCUGCGUGAAAUCAGUUCCUGUUCCACACGUCUCGCCUGAAGAACGCUUUCUGAUUGGCCGAGCCUGUCCAAGACCAUUUCGAAUGUAUAGAUGCAUUGUUCGAUACGGCUAUAAAGACAUUAAAAGGGACGACGGCGAGUUCGAGAAUCAUCUCAUACAAAGUAUAAUGGAGUUCAUCCAAAUGGAAGCAGUGGAACCACAGUUCUCAAGUUCCGAUUCUUCAUUUGACGCGAGGAUGGCUGUUAUAGGCACCAGAAGCUUAGAAUCAACUCCAACCUUGAUUGCAUCCGAGCAAGACAAUGUUGAUAUCGACGAAAGCAUCCCGAGUAGCCGAUCUAUAACACUACGACGCCUACAAUCCACCAUCGACGAUGAGAACCCGCAAGUCAGAAGGCGUAGAGUAAAAUUUCAAGUCCCAAACAAUCCCGGAUUGGACAAUGCUGUUAAAGAAGAGAUUCUAGACUUAAUCCAAGCCAAGGAAGCGGGGAUCGCGUACAUAAUGGGACACUCGUAUGUGAAGGCGAGGAAAUCAUCGUCGUUCUUGAAAAAGAUUGUGAUCGAUAUGGGAUACUCAUUUCUGCGGAAGAAUUGCAGGGGUCCGGCUGUGGCUCUUAACAUUCCUCACAUCAGUCUUAUUGAAGUUGGAAUGAUAUAUUAUGUUUAG
This is a messenger RNA of Lathyrus sativus (Indian pea), 2358 nucleotides long. The record is from the annotation of a GenBank genome assembly. NCBI's taxonomy places the organism in Eukaryota, Viridiplantae, Streptophyta, Magnoliopsida, Fabales, Fabaceae.